Messenger RNA from Tetrapisispora phaffii CBS 4417, 1401 nucleotides. It is a transcript of the gene ERG13, whose product is annotated as hydroxymethylglutaryl-CoA synthase. The coding region runs from base 1 to 1401 and encodes 466 amino acids. Gene Ontology annotation, biological process: acetyl-CoA metabolic process; ergosterol biosynthetic process. Lineage: Eukaryota; Fungi; Ascomycota; Saccharomycetes; Saccharomycetales; Saccharomycetaceae. The record is from RefSeq and is a predicted model, not a curated record. The transcript has a single exon. Gene Ontology annotation, molecular function: hydroxymethylglutaryl-CoA synthase activity.
AUGACUGAUACUAAGAGACAAAAGACUGCUGAUCAACCAACUAGACCACAAAAUAUCGGUAUUAAAGGUAUUGAAAUUUACAUUCCAAACCAAUACGUUAGUCAAACUGAAUUAGAAGAAUAUGACGGUGUUUCUGCUGGUAAGUACACCAUCGGUUUAGGUCAAACUAAUAUGGCUUUCGUCAACGAUAGAGAAGAUAUUUAUUCUAUGUGUUUGACUGUUUGUUCCAACUUGAUCAAGAAUUAUAACAUCGAUACCAACAAGAUUGGUAGAUUGGAAGUCGGUACCGAAACUCUUAUUGACAAGUCCAAAUCCGUCAAGUCUGUUUUAACACAAUUAUUCCCAGGCAAUGGUGAUUUAGAAGGUAUCGAUACAGUUAACGCUUGUUACGGUGGUACUAAUGCAUUAUUCAGUUCAUUGAAUUGGAUUGACUCUCAAUAUUGGGAUGGUAGGGAUGCCAUCGUAGUCUGUGGUGACAUUGCUAUUUACGACAAAGGUGCCGCUAGACCAACUGGUGGCGCUGGUACCGUUGCUUUAUGGAUCGGUUCAGACGCCCCAUUAGCCUUCGACAGCGUCAGAAGUUCGUACAUGGAACACGCAUACGAUUUCUAUAAGCCUGACUUCACCAGCGAAUACCCGGUCGUUGAUGGUCACUUCUCUCUAAGAUGUUACGUCAAGGCCUUAGAUCAAGUUUACGAAACUUAUUUGAAGAAAGCUAUCACCAAAGGGUUAAUCUCCGAGACUGAGAACAAACCAUUGACCGAAUAUUUUGAUUACAACGUGUUCCACGUCCCAACUUGUAAACUAGUCGCAAAGUCUUACGGUAGAAUGAUGUUCAACGACUGUAAGAGAAACCACGCAUACUACCCAACCGACGGAUCCGUUUCUCAAGAAGAAAUCUCUGCCUGGGAUACAAUCGACUAUGAAGAAUCAUUAUUCGACAAAGCAUUAGAAAAGAAAUUUGUUACAUUAUCCAAAAGGUUGUACAAUGAAAAAGUUGCCAAGUCAUUAACUGUGCCAACCAAUGUUGGUAAUCUAUACACUGCUUCUGUGUUUUCAUCUCUCGCCAGUUUGAUCUAUUACGUCGGUAGUGAUGCCUUACAAAAUAAGAGAAUAGGUCUAUUUUCAUACGGCUCCGGGUUAGCCGCUUCCUUAUAUUCUUGCAAAGUCGUUGGCGACGUCUCCAAGAUUGCCCAGGUUUUGAACUUAGACGCCAAAUUGAAUACGUUAAGAUCGCAACUAACCCCAAAGCAAUACGAAGAUGCAAUUGCAUUAAGAGAAGCUGCCCACUUACAAAAGGAUUUCAAACCAAACGGAUCCACUGAUCUGUUGCAAGCCGGAACCUACUACUUAAGUGCCGUUGACGACAAGUUCAGAAGAACAUAUGAAGUCAAACAAUAA